CCUCAAAGCGUUAGUCUCCGCUGGAGUUCACCGAUCGGCUCUGUAAUGGCGGAUCCUUUAUGCCUAACUCGGUAAUACACGAUCAUUAGCGUCGUUACUGGCCUCGAAGAUGAAAAGGGUUUAUCCAUGGUCGCUUCCGCUGCUGAUUUUGUUGUUCUCUGGGACAUUUCCUGUUCCGAUCGCACUUGGGUCGGGAGAUGCUGAGGAAUUCAGCGAGGAGUUGCUGUUGAAGCCUUUGCCUGAUCGCAAAGUGUUAGCUCACUUCCAUUUCGAGAGUCGAGCCCCUCCGUCAAACUCCCAUGGCCGUCAUCACCAUCUCUUCCCGAAAGCUAUUUCUCAGCUGGUUCAGAAAUUUCGGGUCAAAGAGAUGGAACUAUCUUUCAGUCAGGGUCGAUGGAACUAUGAACAAUGGGGCGGAUUUGACCCGUUGUCAAGCAUGAAUGCAAAGCCAGUCGGGGUCGAGCUGUGGGCUGUUUUUGAUGCUCCUCAGUCUCAGAUUGAUGCUUCCUGGAAGAACUUGACUCAUGCACUUUCGGGCCUUUUCUGUGCUUCAAUCAAUUUUCUAGAAUCGUCCACUUCAUAUGCAGCCCCGACAUGGGGGUUUGGACCGAAAUCAGACAAGCUGAGGUAUGGAUCGCUGCCACGUGAAGCUGUUUGUACCGAGAACUUGACGCCGUGGUUGAAGUUACUUCCAUGUAGAGACAAGGAUGGAAUUUCUGCGUUAAUGAAUAGGCCAUCUAUAUACAGAGGAUUUUAUCAUUCUCAGAGAUUGCAUUUGUCCACAGUUGAAUCUGGACAAGAGGGAUUGGAUUCUGGCAUCAUUCUUGAGCAGACACUUACUGUUGUUCUUCGCCCUGAUAGUGGGUCUGGUGAAACAAAUGUACAGCCUAGCUGGUCCCUGAGCUCUCUUUUUGGAAGAAAAAUUGUUGGAAAAUGUGUUCUUGCAAAGUCAAGUAACUUGUAUCUUCAGUUGGAAGGUCUUCCAGUUCAUAAACUGAGGACAGCAGAUCAAGAACAAGACACAAAUGGAAUCUGGAAGAAUGCUGGUUUCGAAUUGUCUGUUGGGCCAGACAGGGUUCUUCAGGAGACCACCGGCUAUCUAUUUGUGUUUGACAUUGACAAAUACACUGACAGCAAGCCAUUUGAUCUCGGCCUUACUUGGAAGCGUCCAUCCAAAUGGUCUAGUGGACAAGCUCCAUUACAUGCUAGUCGUUUCUUGAUGGGAAGCGGGAACGAAAGGGGUGCAAUAGCAAUCUCAUUAAAAUCGACAGAAACAUGUGAGAAGUUGUCGGGUAGAGAUCCCAGUCAGGGCUCAUGUACACUACGGGCUGACAUUUUCCAAGUAUUCCCAUGGUAUAUUAAGGUUUACUACCAUACUCUGCAAGUUUUCGUGGACCAAGAACGGAGGACAGUCAGUGAGGUCAUAAAGAAUAUCACGGUUUCACCUUCUACAGAUAAGCUGUCACCUGGAGUGAUGGAGAUGAUGCUGGAACUACCAUGUGGGGUGAAAUCUGCCGCGUUGUCGCUGGAAUUUGAUAAGGGUUUCCUGCACAUUGACGAAUAUCCUCCUGAUGCUAACCAAGGAUUCGACAUUCCAUCGGCUUUGAUAAGCUUUCCGGACCAUCAUGCCCAAUUAGUUUUCCCCGAAGAAUCGACCAACUCGCCCUUGCUAUCGAAAUUUAAGGAAAGAUCCCCAGUCCGUUCUUACACGGAAGUCUUGCUCGUGCCAUUGACAACUCCUGAUUUCAGCAUGCCUUACAAUGUAAUCACGAUCACAUGCACCGUCUUUGCAUUGUACUUCGGAUCAUUGCUCAACGUUCUUCGCAGACGAGUCGGGGAAGAAGAGAGGCUACUCAAAAGCAAAGCAGACAAAAAAUCGGGUAAGCUUGCGCAGCUAUUGACAAGAAUUGCAGCCAAGAUUAGAGGAAGACCGGUGGAACCAUCGCCAUCGGAGCCACUCGAAGCUUCAUCAUCGGUAUUGUCAUCUAAAUUUCUCUUAAAGAUCAUAUUAGUUGCCGGAAUUGCUGCGGCAUGGCAGUAUUUUUCCACUGAUAAGUAGGUUUGGAGAGAGAUGAUAUUUGCCUUGAGCAGUGAUGCAGGGCCCCCGAGGAUUUGUACAAUUGUCUGAAAUCUUUUUCCUUUUUUGUUCCAACGGUUGUGAAUGAAACCUCUGACCGAGAUGGAGGUUUUGCCGAGUUUACACAGAAGAGUCUCUCCGACAUGGACGGAGAGCGGAAGGUUUGACUGAGGUUACAGUGUUGUAGGCUUUGAUUGGUCUCUUAGUUGAAAUGGGCCUUUGGGCCCAUAUUUAUGUUGGUUAUGUUAUCCAAAUUGCUUUACUUUA
Tarenaya hassleriana is the source of this 2344-nucleotide messenger RNA. RefSeq names its product GPI transamidase component PIG-T-like. Gene Ontology annotation, cellular component: GPI-anchor transamidase complex. The record is from RefSeq and is a predicted model, not a curated record. Lineage: Eukaryota; Viridiplantae; Streptophyta; Magnoliopsida; Brassicales; Cleomaceae. The transcript has 5 exons. The coding region runs from base 110 to 2059 and encodes 649 amino acids. Gene Ontology annotation, biological process: attachment of GPI anchor to protein.